AUGGCGGCGUCAUUCGGACGGCGAUACAUCGAGCUUGCCUCGGCCCUUCCCGUGUCCGACUGGAGUGGCCUUGGGAAUUUGGCUCAGGCAGACCUUGGGGAGGACUUAAGGCGCUCCAUGGCUUUGACCUAUACAUUGGCUAUGCGGUUUGUCGACUCGUCUAACAACCUCUCUUUGUCUGCUGCUGAGAGGAACUGCCUUACAGCUCAGGUGCGGGAGCUUGAGGGAGAGCUUAACGAAACCAAUGCUAAAUUGUCAGAGGUCCAGACAAAACUUUCCAACUUGUCAUCGAAGAGGAAGGAAAUAAGGGCUAAGACCAAGAGACUAGAAGGCAAGGUUACUCGCUUGGAGCGUGAACUCCGGGAGGCCAAGGACACUGCGGCCGCCUCGCAGCAGAGAGUUACCCUGUUGGAGGCCGAAGUCGAGGCCCUCAGGGCUUAUCUCCAGUCAGCGCAGGAGAGGUGUGCUUCCUUGGAGGCGGGGAAGUAUUACUUCUCUUUUGAAAAGGAAAGGGAGUUGGGGGUUGCUCACAGUGAAAUCAAGUCACUGAGAGCAACUGAAACUCUUAAAGAUAAGGCAGUAGAAGAGAACGAGGUUGAAAAAAUGGAUGAAAAAGUCUCUGUCACGGAAAAUCUUCUUGAGCACAAGAUUGUAGCCCUCCAAGAAGAUAAGAAGGCUUUGGAAUGCCACACCAAGUCAAAAGAAUCAGCUCUGCUUGAAGCAGAAAGGAUUUUGCAAAGUGCUUUAGAAAGAGCUUUGAUAGUUGAAGAGGUUCAAAACCAGAAAUUUGAGUUGAGGAGACAGAUUGAGAUCUGCCAGGAGGAAAAGAGGACUCUAGAGCGAGAACUUGCAAAAGCAAAAGUUUCAGCAAACUGCAUAGCAACUGUGGUGGCCAAUGAGUGGAAGGACGAAAAUGAUAAAGUUAUGCCAGUUAAGCAGUGGCUGGAAGAAAGAAGGCUUAUGUAG
Molecule: messenger RNA, 966 nt
Organism: Humulus lupulus (European hop)
Lineage: Eukaryota; Viridiplantae; Streptophyta; Magnoliopsida; Rosales; Cannabaceae
Product: microtubule-associated protein 70-5-like
Exons: 7
Coding region: 1-966 (321 amino acids)
Biological process (GO): cytoskeleton organization
Molecular function (GO): microtubule binding
Source: RefSeq, a predicted model, not a curated record